Messenger RNA from Galeopterus variegatus (Sunda flying lemur), 1621 nucleotides. It is a transcript of the gene ADORA3, whose product is annotated as adenosine A3 receptor. The transcript is spliced from 2 exons. Bases 207 to 1160 code for a protein of 317 amino acids. Gene Ontology annotation, biological process: G protein-coupled adenosine receptor signaling pathway. The record is from RefSeq and is a predicted model, not a curated record. Gene Ontology annotation, cellular component: dendrite; plasma membrane; synapse. Gene Ontology annotation, molecular function: G protein-coupled adenosine receptor activity. NCBI's taxonomy places the organism in Eukaryota, Metazoa, Chordata, Mammalia, Dermoptera, Cynocephalidae.
UGACCACCCUGUGACAGGUCCUUUGUAAAGAGAAGGGUCUCCAAGAGAUCACCCCUCCAGAGAAGAGAAGGAAUGGCAGAGUUGUGAGUUUUAAACUGCUGCUCCACUCGGACCUCUGGGAAGAAGUCUGGCAAGAGCUAGGCUCAUUGGCCCAUAAAAUCCUUCUGGCUCACCUGUCACCUGGGAGGAUCCUCUGGGAAAGCAAGAUGCUCGUCAACAGCACUGCCCUGUCAUUGGCCAACGUCAGCUACAUUACCGUGGAGAUUCUCAUCGGGCUUUGUGCCAUAGUGGGCAAUGUGCUGGUCAUCUGGGUGGUCAAGCUGAACCCCAGCCUGCAGACUACCACCUUCUACUUCAUUGUCUCCCUAGCCCUGGCUGACAUUGCUGUUGGGGCACUGGUUAUGCCUUUGGCUGUUGUCAUCAGCCUGGGCAUCACAAUCCAAUUCUCCACCUGCCUUCUCAUGACCUGCCUGAUGCUGAUCUUCACUCAUGCCUCCAUCUUGUCGUUGCUGGCCAUUGCUGUGGACCGAUACCUGUGGGUCAAGCUCACUGUCAGAUACAGGAGGGUCGCCACUCAAAGAAGAAUAUGGCUGGCCCUGGGCCUUUGCUGGCUUGUGUCAUUCCUGGUGGGAUUGGCUCCCAUGUUUGGCUGGAACAUGCAACUGACCUCAGGGUACCACAGUAAUGUCACCUACCUUUCAUGCCAAUUCCAUUCAGUCAUAAGAAUGGACUUCAUGGUCUACUUCAGCUUCUUCACCUGGAUUCUCAUCCCCCUGGUCGUCAUGUGUGCCAUCUAUCUGGACAUCUUCUAUGUCAUCCGGAACAAACUUAGUCAGAACUUUUCUGGCUCCAAAAAGACAGGUGCAUUUUAUGGACGGGAGUUCAAGACAGCCAAGUCCCUGUUUCUGGUUCUCUUCUUGUUUGCUUUGUCCUGGCUGCCUCUGUCUGUCAUCAACUGUAUUACCUACUUUAAUGGCAAGGUACCACAACUUGUGCUGAAUUUGGGCAUCCUGCUUUCCCAUGCUAACUCCAUGAUGAACCCUAUCAUCUAUGCUUAUAAAAUAAAGAAGUUCAAGGAAACCUACGUCUUAAUCAUCAAAACCUGUGUGAUCUGCCAGCCCUCUGAUACCUUGGACCCAAGCAUUGAGCAGUUUGAAUAGUUAUCUGUGAAAGAUGACUUUCCGUCUCAUUGAGCUUCAGAUUCAGCAUCAAAAGCACUUGAGCGCUUAUCCACCUGGCCUUCCGCCGGGGUGGGCAGCAUCAUACCUCUCUCCCCACUUCAUUUGUCUUCUCUUGUCCUUCUUUAAUUCAGUUCUCUGGGGGCCUGACUUGAGGACAAUGUAUUCUUGAUACCAUGGCCUGUGUUCCUCCCCACCAAACAGAAGGAACAGUUACAGACACUGAAGCAUGCCUCAUUGACUUACUGACAAAAGGCCCUAGUAAUUGGUCUGGACAUGUAUGUGAUGGGGACAUUUCCACUCCAUUGUGGAACUGAGCAGUGGACCUGCUCUUAGGAGAUGUCUGGGAGAUGGUAGUAAUAAAAGGAGUGAACUGAGUUUAAGGGACUUAAACUGCUGAAUUCUCCUGUGGAUGUAUUUGAGUGAAUAAAGAUGACAGCUAA